AUGGAGCACCCAGCUGCUCCGUGCGAGACAGAGUCUUCCGGCAAGAGUAGAUCAGAUGUCGUGGAGCCUGCCGUCCCAGACGAAACUGUGACCUUCCGCACGAGUAGGCCAGAUAUCGUUGGGCCCGAUGUCCCAGAAGACCCGUUCCCAAUUAAAUUGUCUGGUCCUGUACAACAUGGUUUCGGUAGGGGGGGCAAAGACCUCGGAUGUCCGACUGCAAAUCUUCCUGAUGACUCCCUCCCACCCAUGAUCGAUGCUGCAAAGACCGGAGUCUAUUAUGGCUAUGCUCAAAUCACCCCUCCCGAGGGCUCAUCAUCAUCGUUAUUUGACCAAGACACCUGCGUCUUGCCCAUGGUCAUGAGCUUUGGGUGGAAUCCUUUCUACAAAAAUGAGCGCAUGACUGCAGAAAUUCACCUAUUGCACGAGUUUAAGAGCGAUUUUUAUGGAUAUGAUAUGAAGUCUUUGGUGUUGGGAUAUAUCCGUCCAGAACUGCAGUAUACUUCACGAGAAGCACUUAUAGAUGACAUAGAGGUCGACAAGAAGGUCGCACUCAAGUCCUUGGCAAGGCCAGGAUAUGAGAAGUUCACGUCGGACCCAUUCUUCACGAUCACUAGCGGAGCACCAAACAUUUAG
Messenger RNA from Suillus paluster, 633 nucleotides. RefSeq lists its product as uncharacterized. The transcript has 4 exons. Gene Ontology annotation, molecular function: riboflavin kinase activity. NCBI's taxonomy places the organism in Eukaryota, Fungi, Basidiomycota, Agaricomycetes, Boletales, Suillaceae. The coding region runs from base 1 to 633 and encodes 210 amino acids. Gene Ontology annotation, cellular component: mitochondrion. Gene Ontology annotation, biological process: riboflavin biosynthetic process; FMN biosynthetic process. The record is from RefSeq and is a predicted model, not a curated record.